AUGUCGUACCUGUCGACGUUCGAAGGGCAGGAGGACGCGCCGCUGGCCUGGCUUCUCUCCAACGACUGCGUGGCCGACACACCAGGGAUGCGCCUCAAGGUCUACAUCCUCUCCGAGGCUGACUCGCUCACCAAGCUCAACGAAAUGUUCAACCUGGGCGGCCGCCUGAAGGACGCCCACAUCACCGCCAGUUUCGAGGGCAUCCGCGAGUUAUGGUAUCACCUGUUCGGCCUCAGCGGCUCGGACCUAACCGCCAACGACAAGGUCUACGUCGACAAGAUGAAGUGCGUUUUCGUCUAUGAGAUGCGCUCCACGCACGGCUCGGAGCCCGACCUCGAUGUCAAGCUCCACAUUCCAAUGUGGCAGCUCGAUAAGUCGGAUGGGCAGCUCAGCGAGGUGAUGGCUUCUUGGUUCGAGAGCCAUGGUCAUCCUGAUCUCGCCGCCAGGUAUAAAUCCGACUUGAACAAAGCAUUUCCCAAGCACGGAAUUACAGAAAAUAUGGGUGUAGGAACCCAUACUUGGAUGUCCAUCACCCACACGCCGAAGACGGGGCUUUACAUGACUAUGUAUCUCAGCCCGAAACUCCCCGAAGUCUACUACUGA
This is a messenger RNA of Letharia lupina, 603 nucleotides long. RefSeq lists its product as uncharacterized. The transcript has 2 exons. NCBI's taxonomy places the organism in Eukaryota, Fungi, Ascomycota, Lecanoromycetes, Lecanorales, Parmeliaceae. The record is from RefSeq and is a predicted model, not a curated record. Bases 1 to 603 code for a protein of 200 amino acids. Gene Ontology annotation, biological process: alkaloid metabolic process. Gene Ontology annotation, molecular function: transferase activity, transferring alkyl or aryl (other than methyl) groups.